Molecule: messenger RNA, 1688 nt
Organism: Chanos chanos (milkfish)
Lineage: Eukaryota; Metazoa; Chordata; Actinopteri; Gonorynchiformes; Chanidae
Gene: dkc1
Product: dyskeratosis congenita 1, dyskerin
Exons: 15
Coding region: 23-1612 (529 amino acids)
Biological process (GO): rRNA pseudouridine synthesis; mRNA pseudouridine synthesis; snRNA pseudouridine synthesis
Cellular component (GO): box H/ACA snoRNP complex
Molecular function (GO): pseudouridine synthase activity; RNA binding
Source: RefSeq, a predicted model, not a curated record
UCUCUGAAACCGCGCAGUGAAGAUGGCGGACGGCGAGAUUGUUUCAGCAAAGAAACAGAAGAAGAAGAAGGAAAAGAAAAUUUCUGACGGGGAAGUCGGGGAAAUACAAGAGAGUGGUGAUUUCUUCAUCAAACCAGAGUCCAAGGUCCCUGCGUUGGACACCUCACAAUGGCCUUUGUUGCUCAAGAACUUUGACAAGUUAAACAUAAGGACAGCUCACUACACCCCCCUGCCCCAUGGUUCCAACCCUCUGAAGAGAACCAUACACGACUAUGUGAGGUCAGGGUUUAUUAACUUGGACAAACCGGCGAAUCCGUCGUCUCACGAGGUGGUGGCGUGGAUCAAACGGAUCCUGCGCGUGGAGAAAACGGGUCACAGCGGCACGUUGGAUCCCAAAGUCACGGGCUGCCUGAUCGUGUGUGUGGAACGCGCCACGCGAUUGGUCAAGUCUCAGCAGAGUGCCGGCAAAGAGUAUGUGGGCAUUGUUCGGCUGCACAAUGCAAUUGAGAACGAGCACCAGCUCGCCAGGGCUCUUGAGUGCCUGACGGGAGCCCUGUUCCAGAGACCUCCACUCAUCGCCGCCGUGAAGAGACAGCUCAGAGUCAGGACCAUCUACGAGAGUAAACUCAUCGAGUACGACCCGGAGAGGAGACUAGGUAUAUUCUGGGUGAGCUGUGAGGCGGGCACAUACAUUAGGACCCUCUGUGUCCAUUUGGGCCUCCUGCUGGGAGUCGGGGGGCAGAUGCAGGAGCUGAGGAGAGUGCGUUCAGGAGUUCUGGGUGAAAUGGACAACAUGGUGACGAUGCACGACGUUCUGGACGCUCAGUGGCAGUUUGACCAUAAUAAAGAUGAAACGUACCUGAGGAGGGUCAUUUUCCCGCUGGAGAAACUGCUCAUCUCUCACAAGAGGAUCGUCAUGAAAGACAGCGCCGUCAACGCCAUUUGCUACGGUGCUAAGAUCAUGUUACCCGGCGUAUUGCGGUAUGAGGACGGCAUUGAGGUGAAUCAGGACAUCGUCGUCAUAACGACCAAAGGAGAAGCUAUUUGCACAGCGGUGGCUCUGAUGACCACGGCGGUCAUCUCGACGUGUGACCACGGGGUCGUCGCCAAGAUCAAGAGGGUCAUCAUGGAACGGGACACGUACCCCCGCAAAUGGGGCCUGGGGCCAAAGGCCACGCAGAAGAAAAUGAUGAUCCAGAAAGGUCUGCUGGACAAACACGGAAAACCCAACAACAGCACCCCAGUGGACUGGAAAGACGGCUACGUCGACUACAGUGUGUCUCGGGCAAAGCCGAAAACAGAUGGAGAAGUCGAACCAGCAGGAGCGAAGAGGAAACGCGAGGAUAGCGGCAGCGAGAGCGAAGGAGCCACGCCUGCCCCGUCGGCACCCACCACUCCGAAAACCGAGGAGGAGAUAAAGAAAGAGAAAAAGAAGAAGAAGAAAGAGAAGAAACAGAAGCUGGCGGAGGAAGCUGCCGCUGCAAACGCCACGGAAACGGAGAAGACUGACGGAGUUGACGUCACGGCUGAACCCGACACUGAGGUGACUGAAAGCGCGAAGAAGAAGAAAAAGAAGAAGAAAUCAAAAGAGGCUGAGGCGGCAGACGAGUGAAAUUCACAUACUGUAAAAAAAACAAAAGACUGUCUGAUGGGUCAAAGACCCAGAACUGAGAGAGAGAGAGAGAGAG